Messenger RNA from Cyanidioschyzon merolae strain 10D, 1410 nucleotides. Its product is annotated as MYB-related protein. NCBI's taxonomy places the organism in Eukaryota, Rhodophyta, Bangiophyceae, Cyanidiales, Cyanidiaceae. The record is from RefSeq and is a predicted model, not a curated record. Gene Ontology annotation, biological process: response to auxin; response to ethylene; response to gibberellin. Gene Ontology annotation, molecular function: DNA binding. The transcript has a single exon. The coding region runs from base 1 to 1410 and encodes 469 amino acids.
AUGGACCAUGACUUUUGGUGUAGUGAUCUGGAGUUUGAAUCAUAUCCGGAGUUGAUGAGUGGGAACGGGCGCGAGAGCUCCGUCGACGCAACUGCUGCCGACGGUGACGGUGCUGGCUGCAGAAACCCGCUCAGAGAGACACUUGACUCGCACGCAAAGCCACUCGGUAGCGAUCAAUUUUUCGAGCAGGUUCUGCCUAGAGAGGGCGACUUCCUUCACGAAGGCCCUUUUCUUAGUGAGGACUCGUUGCAGCGUUUGCUGCUUUCUGUUUCGUCUCCCAGGACCCAUGGCGAGUCACAGCUCUCGGAAGAGAAGUCCACUCCGGACAAGAGGAGAAGCGGACAGUCAGGUAAAAGCAAUAAGGCAGCCCAGGGAGACAUACUUGAAGACCCGGAAAGCUUUGUCGGUACUCAAACGGACGCCCAUGGCGACAAUACUGUCAGCCUUCGGGACGUUCUUGCGCUAGCGUUGCCGCGAGUAGACCCGUACUCGCGCCAGCGUCUCCUUGAGCUCCACGGUUUACUUCGCAAAGGUUCUCUCGAUGUGUAUGGAUUUAUCAGCGAGCUGCGUAGAGUUAUAGGCUCUAGGAUGCUUCGUGAGCUGGCAACCGAGCUGGAAACGACUCAGCACGAUUUUCUCGAGUGUGAGAGGACUCUUGGGGCGCACAAAACCCAAGAAUCAUUCAUAGAACCGAGUCAACAAAACGCUAUGGAGUCUGUUGAAGAGAUUUCUCUCUUGGAACCAGCAACCAUGGCGGGAACCGAGGUGUCAUCAAGCGAAAGUACGCCACUCUCGACGUCCCAGAGCGCGUCCACCAGCAAACCGAAGAAGCGCGCUUGGACCCGACUCGAACAUUAUAUAUUUUUGAAGGCAAUGCAGAUCUACGGUAGAGGGAAGUGGAAGUAUAUCGCCGACGUCCUGCCCGGUCGAACUCCAAACCAGGUUGCGAGUCACGCCAAGAAGUUUUUCCUGCGACAGAGAAAGAGCUUGAAAGACAAGCGAAUGCGCAGCAUACAUGAUCUCGUUCUCUCAAGUCCUGAAAUGCGCGAAGUGGAACGGGCCCUCGAAACUGGAGCGAUUGAAACGCCGGGGUUCAAUCUGGCGGCACUGGGUAUCGUUCGGAAGGUACAGUCCGUGUUUCCCCGGCCUGCGCCUUCACAUCAUGAUGGAAGCCUCAGUGGGUGGGAGACUGCCCUUCCUGGGAUCAGCAGGAGAGCGGAGUACACGUCUGCCCCCAUGUAUCCUUCCGCGGACUAUGCGGGGACAAACGCUCACAUGGGAGACCCGAUGACGCGCAGCUGCGACCUGCGGCUGCGACGUUUAGAGUACACGGCCCAUUUGCUCCGUCAAACGAUCUCCACGAUGCGUGCUCAAGCUUGCGGCACCUUAGUCGAUCCAAGAGGGUCUUGA